Naegleria fowleri is the source of this 1422-nucleotide messenger RNA. RefSeq lists its product as uncharacterized. Gene Ontology annotation, cellular component: plasma membrane. Gene Ontology annotation, molecular function: volume-sensitive chloride channel activity; intracellularly calcium-gated chloride channel activity. The transcript is spliced from 2 exons. The record is from RefSeq and is a predicted model, not a curated record. The coding region runs from base 1 to 1422 and encodes 473 amino acids. Lineage: Eukaryota; Heterolobosea; Eutetramitea; Acrasida; Naegleriidae.
AUGAAUGUUGCUGCAUCGAAUGAUUCCCGAGCCAAUCCAAGCUCUGAAACUUACAAUCCAUUUUACAGUAUUAGUAAACAAAUUGCAUCGUUGAAGAUGAAUUUGGUGAGAAUGACUUUUCAUGGUACCAUAGCUCCAGAUACAUUUGAUCCUGAGAGUUCGGACUAUUGGCAAGGAAUUGGUACAUUGGCAUUGGGAGGAGGUAUUUUGAGCAUUAUUGCAAUUUUAAUGUUACUCUGUUGCGAUACAUUCCGUGCAUUUGGAUGUUUCGGAGGUGUUGAACCAACCAAACAAUUCUUCUACGGACGAGAACCAAGAAAAGAACCUUAUGGCAUGUGUCAAGUGUUCACACUAAAAAUUCUGAUUGGUGUGGCGCUUCUUGUGGUGACUGGACUUGUGGUCUUGUUAAUUAUUGGAAAUGUUAUCUUUAAUAAUGCAUUCGAAUAUGGUCGUUCGAAUUUUAAAUCUGGACUCAACACCAUGUUUAAUCAAUCGAUUGAAUUGCAAAUUGUGACAAAUCGAAUUCAAGUAGCCUCUGGUUCUAAUGCUCAAUUGACAGAUAUUAGCUCAUUAAUGGCUCAGCAACAAGCGAGUAUGAAUGCAACUAGUACUCUAACCAAAGAAAUUCGUCACAUGAAUUUCAUUCGAUACUUUUUAUUGAUGCUCAUCGCAUUGGUGAUUUUAUUUGUUCCUUUAUUGGGAUUAUUGAGUGGAUUGACUCAUUGGAAAGAAUUUGCUGCGUAUGGUGUAAGAUUUGGUUACAUGAUGCUUGUGUGUUGCUGGAUUCUGUACACUUUACAUUUUGCAUUUGCAGUUGUCACACAAGACAUGUGUGCCACAGCAGAUCGUUAUUUACAAGGUCAAUACUCCAAUAAUACUGGAAAUUCUGAUCUUGUGAAACAAAUCUCGUCUCUCGUUCAGAUCUUUUCCAAAUGCUCCAAUCAAAGUGUUUUAGUGGCAAAUAGUGGAAUUGACAUGUCACUCAUUGACACAAUGAUUGCAAGUUUGAAUCAACAAUUAACCAAAGAUGAUCCUCGAAAACGAUAUUUUAACAUUGUCUAUGCCAACUUGAGUAGUGCUGUCAACAUUGACUAUGUUCAAGCAAAUCCACAAACCAAAGCCAAUGUUCAAAAAUCAGUCAACACCAUUUAUCUCUUUCAUGACGAUCUUAUUCCAACUUUCAUGACCUAUAAUAAUUGUAGCCAUGUGGGACAAUCGUUUGUCAAUGUUGUGGAUUCAGGUUGUGUUGGAAUGUUAUCCAGUAUGAAUAUUAUGUGGACGGUUUAUUUAGUGUUGGGAGUGUUAUUAUUCCCAAUCAUUUGGUUGAAUUGUUUAGGAUAUAAACGAUUCAGAAAGAAGAGAUUUGUGUUACCGAAGGAACGAAAAAUUGAAGAUAUUGACAUUGCUUUGAAUUUGCAUUGA